AUGACUUCGACUCCCCCGCGAGCUGUCUAUCAUUAUUUUGAUAUUGGCCCCGUGGGCCGUGGUGAAGUUAUUAAGCUUUUCAUGAAAGAUGCUGGCAUUGAAUUCAAACAGGUUCUUUAUCCGUACGACCAUACUUGGCCCAAGAUCAGCCAGGUUCUACAGCAACAAGGUACAACCAGGACGGGUCAAUUACCUGCCGUCGAGUACCAGGGCAUGAUUCUCAUACAGCACAUUCCUAUUCUGCGUUAUCUCGCUCGAGACCUUGGUCGAUAUGACGGAGAGACCAACGCUGAGAAAUACCUAGUUGAUGCCGUGUCUGAUAUCUACAUCGAUUGGAGAUACCGUUGCGGAGCGAAUUUUAUCAAAAAGGAUGAUACAUACAAAGAUGAAUUUGUCCCCCAAUACUACAAUACUUUGGGCCAGUACUACAACGACCACGAGGGCCCGUACCUCCUGGGCGAUAAAGUCACAUAUGCCGACUUUGCGGUUUAUCAAUCCAUUGAUGGUGAUGAGAGAACAGGUACACUUCCGUUCACCCUCCCGGAUUCGCUUAUCAGGUUCAGAGAGGCCUUCGAGCAGCGGCCGAACAUUACUAGCUAUCUCAAAGACCGAAAUCCCGCACUUUAA
Molecule: messenger RNA, 627 nt
Organism: Penicillium daleae
Lineage: Eukaryota; Fungi; Ascomycota; Eurotiomycetes; Eurotiales; Aspergillaceae
Product: glutathione S-transferase
Exons: 5
Coding region: 1-627 (208 amino acids)
Biological process (GO): glutathione metabolic process
Molecular function (GO): glutathione transferase activity
Source: RefSeq, a predicted model, not a curated record